CGAUGAUUAUUCCACCUCCAAACACAUAUAAUCGCAGUCAUCGUCCUUGCCGGCUACAUCAACCGAAACAUUCUAGGUAUAGGAUUUUCCUACCCGAUUCCAGGGAGAGACGCAGCUUUCUAAAGAAUUCGCCGGAAGCUCACAUCGCCGAUUCCAGUGAGAGACGCAGCAGUCAGGGGACGCAGCAUUCAGGGUCGGAUCAACAAGCAUGGAUUCACAUAUUAAGGUAUUGGUGCGUGUCGAUGGAACGUGGGAUACCCUUGGAAAUUUCAGUUCAAAGUACGACAUUAUUAUCGAUGUCCGUUGUGAGACCACUCUAAAUUCACUCAUGGACACCGUUAAAGCGCACAUUCCUAUGGACUGGUCUCAAAAUGAUGUUCGUUUCUCUUACAUAGUUGCCUUGUGUCCACCCCCUAUCGUUAUUUCGGAUGAUGCUGAACUGCUCUUCUACUUGAAGUUGAAGUCUUACCAAAACGACAUGUCAUACCUGCCAUUAUGCAUGGAGGUUUUACCUACUGAUACAGUACGUGAUAUGUCUGCUCAAGACAUUUCAUCAUAUGCUCCCGCCAGUAACACGUGUUACACUACACAUACUCUGGCGUGCACUCCCAACCUAACGGGGCAAAGCAACACAAACAACAUGUCCAGCAAAACCUCUAAUGGAGACUCUGCUCAAACAGUAUGAAAAGAACCAAUCGGACCAAACGUAGGACACCUUCUGCAAAACCAGUGGACGUAUUUUCACACUAUCACCCGACCACUCUUCAACUUGACAGCAUUUAUAAGUCCAAAGAAGACUUAUGCCACCAUCUACAAAUGUAUGCCGUAUCUAAUAGCUUUCAGUACAAGACAAAGAGGUCGAAUAGGUCCGUGUUGCACGUUGUAUGCAUUGAUGACCGGUGUUCAUGGGCUGUGCGUGCGGUCAGUCUUGACAAAUCUCCAUUAUUCCAGAUACGCAGGUUUGAUUCAUAUCAUUCAUGCCCUGUUGACUUUUGGGAAGGUGAUCACAGACAAGCAACAUCAGCAUUCUUAGCCGAUCUAGUCCUACAUCGUUAUGUAGAUGCUACCAGGAAACAGUACCCUCCUAAUGACAUACGGGACGACAUGCGUCUGGAGUUUGGCAUUGCAAUGUCAUACAGGAAAGCACUACUCGUGAAACAGAAGGCAUUAAAAAAGUUGUAUGGAUCCGAUGAAGAAUCAUACCACAUAUUACCAUCUCUUUGCUAUAUGCUCGAGACGAAGAACCUUGGCUCUUCCAUCAAUCUGUAUAGGACCGAAGAUCAGAUAUUCAAAUAUUUGUUCUUCUCUUUAGCACCGUGGAGACAAGCAUGGAAUCAUUUUGCCCCAGUUCUCGGGAUCCUUCAUGCUGUUCAAAACAUUUUCCCUAACGCAGGUCACGGGUUUUGUACCGAACAUAUUGCCCGAAAUUUGCGUGUUAAAUUUAAAGGUCCUAAAGAAGACUUAACUUGGAAGUUUAGAAAAGCAUCACGUGCACCAACCGAGGUGGAGUGCGAGGAAUACCUUCAAAUGCUGGAUGAACAAGACCACCGAAUACGUGCAUACCUCAACCAAAUUGGUCAAACAAAAUGGGCACGAUGUAAAAGUGGCCCAUUCCGCUACUCUGUAAUGACGUCAAAUGCAGCAAAAUCAAUGAACAACGUCAACAACUCGGCACGUGAAUACCCCAUUUGCAAGCUAGUUGAUUUCAUUCGCGAAAGGAUGCAGAAAUGGUUUCAUGAACGGUUUGAAACAGCGACAUCUACAUCAACCAUUCUACCAAAGAAGCUUGAGUCCGAAUUAAUUACGUUACAACGUGAUGCAUUUAAGAUGAAGGUUAAGCCAUCUUGCCCAUACGAGUUCGAGAUUGUUGACCGGUGGACCAGAACUUUUGUGGUUAACCUGAGAGACAAGUCAUGUACAUGUGGGGAUUUUCAAUUGGACCAUUUUGUAUGCGUACACGCUGUGGCAGCAAUAGGAUCUCGUCCAGGUCUAUCGUGUUAUAAUUUCAUCUCACCUUACUACAAACGCGAAGCAUUAGUAGCCACCUACAGCGGUAUUGUGCAUCCAUUAGGUGACAAGUCUACGUGGGACAUCCCGACCGAUGUGAAAUCACUAGUUUGCAAGCCCCCAUCAUGCACCAAGCGCCCUCUAGGAAGGCCAAAGAAGAGGAGGCUACCAUCCGUUGGUGAAUUUCACACCGGAAAAGACAAACAUCAACAAAUUGUUCUCCAAGCAUCCACUGCCAAUAGCCGAAAUCCAACCUCAACUUGCAAGCAGUCCUAAAACUACCCACCCUAACAGAGGGAACCCCACCCCCACCCCUUUUGUAAACAACUCACAAUCCCAAAACCACAAUGCCAAACUCCCCUGACCCCCCCACCCCCACCUGUGUCUAACUAACUUACACUUCCAAUAACACACUUCCAAACUCACCAUGAACCCCCCCACCUCUGUCUUAAUAACUUACACUUCCAAUA
Cuscuta campestris is the source of this 2477-nucleotide messenger RNA. NCBI's taxonomy places the organism in Eukaryota, Viridiplantae, Streptophyta, Magnoliopsida, Solanales, Convolvulaceae. The record is from the annotation of a GenBank genome assembly.